UCCGCCACCUACCAUUGAGAUAUAACAAGAUAAAACCAAGAUUAACUUUUACUAAUAAAGACAAAGGGAAGAAUCUAAAGUCAUAUGUGCAGUGCCAGGUGCCAAUCACAUUCAGAGGUCAGCGAGUGAUGGAAGUCCCUGCCAGUUACAACAAAACUUCCCUUUUCUCAGAUGCAGUCGUGUGUACAUGGAAGUGCACCGCUUAUUUUGUGUCUCAACUCUGCAUUGAUUGCACGGGACUGUAAAUAGACACUGCUACCAUGGUCUCUGCCUUCCUCUGGUUUAAAUCCGUGGUCUGGCUUACUGCUGCAUUCGAGAUGAAGUUUCUCCUGUGUCAGAUUAGCCUGAGGACCCUGAAGACGUCGCCAUGUGACAUCCAUGAAAACUUCACCUCCAUGACAGUUGUGUUCAACUGCCGCGGGCGUAAACUGACCAAGAUGCCGAAUAUAACCGCAAACAUCACGAGCCUUGACCUCUCGGACAACAAGAUCCAUAACUUAACAGCGCAAGACAUGAAAAAUCUGACCUAUCUCAAUCUCAAUUUUAUCAACAAUAACCAUAAAGUCACCAUUUCUGCUGGGCUUAUUUCCAAUUUGACCAACUUAAAAGUUUUAGAGAUGAACCACAUGGCCCUGGAGCACAUCCCUGAAAAGCUUCCAGAGAACCUGCAAGAACUCUGGCUGGUGGAGAAUAAAAUCACUGUGAUUAACACCACGGCGUUCUCACGCAUGACAAACCUGACAUAUCUUAAUCUUUCUAAAAACUGUUACUAUUGGAAUCCGUGUUCGAGAUACUACGCUAUCCAAAAUGGAAGUUUCUCGUCCCUCACUGGCUUAACACAUCUCUCUUUAUCGUUCAAUAACUUGAGUCACGUCCCGACAGGACUACCUGUGUCUUUAAGAAAGCUGGAGUUGGCUUCCAACCAAAUUGCAUUUAUCGGCGAGCAUGAUUUCCAACAACUCGGCAACCUGGACACUCUUAAAAUCCAAGGCAACUGUCCCAGGUGCAGUAACGCCCCAUAUCCAUGUGUUCCCUGCGAUAACGGGUCCAUUAAAAUCCACCCACAAGCGUUCUUUAACCUGGUAGAGCUUCGAUUGCUGGACCUCGCAGGAAAUUCGAUCGAUUCGCUCGAUCCCAAUUGGUUUACAAAGCUUUCAAAGCUUGAGCAGCUGUACCUCUCCUUCAACUUUUUGUCAAGCGCUGUUACUGACCACCCUUUCUUGAGCAAUUUACAGCUGUUGAGGGAACUGGAUCUGUCGUUUAAUUACGCUCUGAAGAGUUAUCCCCACAGCAUCAAGCUGUCAUCCAGUUUCUCCAACCUGACCUCGCUGGAGAUCCUGCACAUCCAGGGUUUGGUUUUUCAAGAAAUCAGAGCGGACACCUUCAGCUCUCUGUCGGCUCUAAAAAACCUAUCGGUGUUGGAUGUCGGCACUAAUUUUAUCGUCCACGCGGACCCGAAGAUAUUCUUGCAGUUGCAACAUUUGAAGCUGCUGUAUCUUUCGGAAAACAGACUUCACCCGGUGGUGCAGAGUCGACUCGCAAGCCAAGAGGAUCUAGAUCAGAACGAUCCACAUUUGGGAUCUUCGUUCGAGAUGCCCUCGUUGGCAGAAUCCUACACCCACCAGAAGGAUCACGAAUACGAGACCUCCAACAGCCUGGUGAAACCAGAGUGCCUCGCCACCGGACGCGUGCUGGAUCUGAGUCGAAAUAAUCUCUUCUUCCUCUCUCCUCAACAGUUCGAGUCGUUCGGGAACAUAUCUUGCCUCAACCUCUCCAGUAACGGUUUCGCCGCCGCCCCCAACGGAUCUGAAUUCACGUCGCUCCCUGGCAUCAAAUAUCUGGAUCUGUCCUACAACAAAAUCGACUUGGCGUAUGACCAUGCCUUCACGGAGCUACAGGAGCUGGAAGUGCUGGACCUCAGUUACAACCCGCAUUAUUUCACCGUGCAAGGCAUCACGCUCAAUCUGAACUUCCUUGAGCGUCUGCCCACUUUAAAAGUUCUCAACAUGAGUUUCAACCGCAUCAGCACGCUCACCACCAAAACCAUGUCCAGUCUGUCACUCCAGGAGCUUCAGUUCACGGACAACUGUCUGGGCAAGUUAUGGCAGACGAAAGACAAAACUUACCACCGGAUUUUCCACAAACUGACCAACCUGACCCAUCUGGACAUAUCGUACAACUACAUCGGAGACAUUGCCGAUCAAGUUUACUCGUAUCUUCCCAAGAGCAUUCAGAAACUGAUACUGAGUCACAAUCGUCUGAGACGCAUUCAGUGGUCGAUGUUGACAAAUUUCACGCAGCUCCGCGAACUGGUUUUAAGCAACAAUAAAGUAAAUUUUAUAUCCAGCAAUCUGUCGCGAGACCUUCCCUCGCUGAUGUUUCUUGAUCUUCAGUACAACUGUAUUGUGGAGCUCCCCGGUGGGUUUCUGAAGGGGGCGGUGAACCUCAAAGCGCUGGAUGUCAGUUUCAACAGACUGAUAACCAUCAAUCAAUCCACGUUUCCGGCCGACAGUGAGACCUACCUGAAGACUCUCUGGCUGCACGGCAAUCCCUUCCACUGCACCUGUGAUUUACUCGAGCUGGUUCUGUGGAUUUACGACACCAGGGUGAAGAUACCGAAGCUGGUGACCGCCGUGACCUGCGCCGUGCCAGAAUACCGAAAAGGUCAGCCGGUCGUUCUCUUUGAAAUUAAUGAAUGCAUUGAUGACCAGGUGGCCUUCCUGGUGUAUUUUUUCUCUACUGUCGUUGUAUUCUUCACCACACUCGUGUCUAUCGUCAUGCACAUGUUCUACUGGGACGUCACUUACAUAUUCUACUACCUGAAAGCUCGAGUCACCGGAUACCAGUACCUCAACUCUCAAAGCUGCGUCUAUGAUGCGUUCAUCACCUACGACACCAAAGACCCCCACGUGUCCGACUGGGUCCUGAACCAGCUGCGGGAGCAACUAGAGGAGCACGGCGAGCGCCUCCUGCCCAUCUGUCUGGAGGAGCGCGACUGGACGCCCGGUUUACCCGUCGUGGACUGUUUGACACAGAGCAUCCAGCACAGCCGUAAAACUGUGUUCGUGCUGACCAAGAGGUACGUGAACAGCGGCUUCUUCAAGCUGGCCGUCUUUCUGGCUCAUCAGCGCCUCCUAGAGGACAACGAGGACGUGAUCGUGCUGUUGCUGUUGGAGCCGGUGCUGCAGCACUCUCAUUUCCUGCGGCUGCGCAGACGUCUGUGCAGUCACAGCAUCCUUGAGUGGCCGGGCUCGCCGUCUGCCAAGGCUUGGUUUUGGCAGUCCCUCCGGAAUGCCAUCCGCGUGGACAACCAGGCGAUGUACAGCGACCUCUACAGCAGAUAUUUCACCACUAAAUAGAAAAGUGAAAAGGGAGAAUGUUGUGUGGGUCACAGAAGCACCAGUGAAACACCAAGAUCUCAGUCAUGUGUCUUAUCCGAUGAUUUUCUCCAUUUGAUCUUUUGAUUCAUUUGAUUUGAACUUUAUUUUUGUUAUCAUGAGGAAGUUUGUGUACAAACAUCUCGGACAAAGUUUAUACUUAGAUGAAACAAGAACACUUUCCUGCAGUUGUCUACCAGACACAAGAGAUUUUAUAAAAUUAUACUUCCAUAUUCCCUAAAAAAGUGCGUACUUGUUUUUGUCUGAUCUGAGCUGUAUAUGAUAUGAUGCAUGUCUCAUGUUUGUCAGUGAUUUUAGUUAUUAAAAUGUAGUUUUGCCAAAUGUUUUUUUCAAACGUCGAAUGACUCUACUGAUACCUGGGAAUCUUAUCAAGAACGCCACCAAGUGUAUAUUAAUAGUUGAUCCACCGAUGUUUCACUUGUAAAAUCACAUGUGACAUAAGCUAUAUAUUCAAUAAAUAAAUGAUAUAAAA
This is a messenger RNA of Triplophysa dalaica, 3870 nucleotides long. RefSeq names its product toll-like receptor 8. Gene Ontology annotation, biological process: toll-like receptor signaling pathway; canonical NF-kappaB signal transduction; defense response to virus. The transcript has 2 exons. The record is from RefSeq and is a predicted model, not a curated record. Gene Ontology annotation, molecular function: protein binding; pattern recognition receptor activity. Lineage: Eukaryota; Metazoa; Chordata; Actinopteri; Cypriniformes; Nemacheilidae. The coding region runs from base 261 to 3359 and encodes 1032 amino acids. Gene Ontology annotation, cellular component: plasma membrane.